This is a messenger RNA of Dacryopinax primogenitus, 2463 nucleotides long. Its product is annotated as spindle pole body interacting protein. Gene Ontology annotation, biological process: actin cortical patch localization. The record is from RefSeq and is a predicted model, not a curated record. The coding region runs from base 1 to 2430 and encodes 809 amino acids. The transcript is spliced from 10 exons. NCBI's taxonomy places the organism in Eukaryota, Fungi, Basidiomycota, Dacrymycetes, Dacrymycetales, Dacrymycetaceae. Gene Ontology annotation, cellular component: plasma membrane.
AUGGCAAUGCGACCGCCGGAUAUCAGCCCCUCGCGGAGCGGGGAACAUGUCUCGUACAUCCUUGUUGCCGAAUUCGAUAUUGAUACUGGGUCACAGUUGACACACCAGUUCCCCUACCCCACCGGUGCGGACAAGCAGCUGCUGGCGGAAGUGAUGCUUCCAGAAGGAGUGCACAACCGUUCUGAAGACUGGACCGUUUUCCUCCUUAACCAGAAUGCGAGUAACACUAUCUCCUCUGUGUUCUCCAGACACUCGAUCGACAGUGCUGCGAGUGACGUGACGACUAUGGCAGAAGAGAGACCGGAGCUGAUGUAUGGGUUGAGCUUGGUGAGGACGAAACAUGAUGCUGCUGCCAAGAGGAAAGCGCAUUUUAAGGCUAUGGCACUUUGUACCCACCAUCCGUUUAUCCAAAUCUAUAAGCCCGUACUCUCCCUCGCACUUGACCAAUUCUACGUUGAUCCUUCCGUCGAGACUCUAUCUCGUUUGUUCGAUGCCGUCAACGCGAUGGACACAUCCCCGAUUCCGCACUUCACACAUAUGGAGAAGCUUAUUCUGCGUGGAUCAGACCGAAACGACUGCUUUGCAGAGAAAUUCCUCCCUCCUCCUCCGUCGCAACAGCCUCCAGCUGUGCCGCCCAAGACGCAGGCACCAUCAGAACUAGGGUCACAGACGGAUCUCGGGACAACAGAGUACGGAUCGGACGAGAGUGGCACAAAGGUGGACCCGGCGGGCGCACUGGCAGAAUACAACAGGUCACGGGCAGCAAGCGUCACGAGCGUGUCGGAGACAUCUUCUGUCGGCGGUGGGAGGAAGAGCUUCGACGCUCCUGGCCCAGUGCCAGGUACAGGUGGGGGAGCACCGGGCAAGGACUGGACGACGCGUCACAAGAGGCCGAGUUUUGACAGAGUGAGCUCAGCGAGCAGUACCGGAAGCCGUGGUCUUGGGUUGGGCAUGAAGGGAUCGAGCGACUCGCAUGAGCAUAGUAAACCGCGGGCGGGAACGCUGGGCACGCGGGACACGCAUUUCUACAACACGAGCAUUGUCUUCAAGGGCGUUACUUUGCCGAUUCGGAUCCCGUUAUCUACAUUCCGAGAUGAAAUUGGGGAUUUUUCGUUAGUCAAGCUGAUCCAAACAUUUAGCAGCCCGACAGCGGGAGUAAGCGGCCCUCUUCACCCACAUUUGCACACGAACGGCGUUCAGACUCACCCUUUAAUUCUUAUCUUCAACGCCCUCAUCACGGAGAAGAAUGUUGUUUUCUUGGGCGCGAACCACGCGGCGAAGGAUGUGGUGGAUUACGUCCUUGCAGCUUGUGCGCUAGGCAGUGGUGGAUUUCUGCGGGGUAUGGCGGAGAGAGCGUAUCCCUAUGCCCCUGUGGCGAUAAGAGAUAUCAUGGAGACGACAACGGGCUACAUAGCUGGGGUUGUUAACCAGAUCUUCGAGUCCUUCCCCACCUGGGACAUACUCUGUAAUAUCGAAACAGGCCAGAUAACAGUAAACAAGAACAUCAAGCAACCCGGGUACUCCCCCGUCCUCACAUCCGGUGCGUUCACGAGACAGCAGAGGGAGGGAGACGACGAUAGGGAGAGUUUGAAUGCUGUGAACGGGGCCACAUCUAAGUUCGAUAAUGUCGGAAGGCCGGAUGCUGCUGACAACGGAUUCAUGGAGGAUAUAACAUCAGCCAUCCAAGCACAUUAUGGCGAGACGGUGAUCCGAAUGCGCAUGGGAGACUACAUUCUGCGCUUCACCCGGCUCGCAUCGCUCUAUGAGCAGGAAGCAUUUGGAGAGACGCAUCUAGGGAAUCGAAGCUCAAACUUUGCUCACGGAGAGCUCGGAAGUGGCGUGGGCAUCCUUGACGAUUUGUCGAGAGCUCGGGAGUUCAGCCCUUCAUGUCAGCAGAGGAUCGAGGCAUGGAGGAGAACGAGACUGUACAAGUAUCACGUUGAUGACUAUCGCAACUUCCAGCAGGUGCGAGCAAUAAGAGGGUUCGACCCAGUAUAUCAGAUACAACGGCUUCGAAUGGGGAAGAAUGUUCCUGAGUUUGAGGUUGAAGCGAUCGUAAGGACGCUGCGCGAUAGUGUACAGACGUACGAGCAGGUAACAGAGCUCCUUGCCCUUCUACCACCAUAUUCCGGCGGGUUGCUCCCCAUCACAUUCUGCCUGUUCCAUCCACAGCAUCAUAUCCGAGAAUGGACUAUUGAUUUCCUCGAGGCCAUCCAGCGACAGCCAAUUGGCAGGCUGUUUAUCCAUUCACUCAACUUGUAUCAUCGACUAGCAUAUAAGAGGCUAGUCCAGACGCGGAACGCUCAAGCUGACGUCGCCAAACGAAACACGGUCCUUGCAGCAACUGCAUUCGGCAUUCCAUCUGCGGGAAUGUCGCUGCUCGGCAGCACGCCGUCGAACCAAAGUCAAUCGUCUUUGAUCACGUCGUGAUGCAUUCAUGUCUUGUUUCUUUUUCGGUUCCUU